Molecule: messenger RNA, 6286 nt
Organism: Cricetulus griseus (Chinese hamster)
Lineage: Eukaryota; Metazoa; Chordata; Mammalia; Rodentia; Cricetidae
Source: RefSeq, a predicted model, not a curated record
ACCGAGGGGGAGGGCGGGAGGAAGCAGGACAUCGGGGACAUUUUACAGCAAAUUAUGACCAUCACAGACCAGAGUUUGGAUGAAGCGCAGGCCAGAAAACAUGCUUUAAACUGCCACAGAAUGAAGCCCGCCUUGUUUAAUGUGUUGUGUGAAAUCAAAGAAAAAACAGUUUUGAGUAUUCGGGGAGCCCAAGAAGAGGAGCCCACAGACCCCCAGCUGAUGCGACUGGACAACAUGCUGCUAGCUGAGGGGGUGGCAGGGCCCGAGAAGGGAGGAGGCUCGGCAGCGGCGGCGGCAGCAGCGGCAGCUUCCGGGGGUGCAGGUUCAGACAACUCGGUGGAGCAUUCUGAUUACAGAGCCAAACUGUCACAGAUCAGACAAAUCUACCACACGGAGCUGGAGAAGUAUGAGCAGGCAUGCAAUGAAUUCACCACCCACGUGAUGAACCUCCUUCGAGAGCAAAGCCGGACCAGGCCCAUCUCCCCAAAGGAGAUCGAGAGAAUGGUCAGCAUCAUCCACCGCAAGUUCAGCUCCAUCCAGAUGCAGCUCAAGCAGAGCACGUGUGAAGCAGUCAUGAUCCUGCGCUCCCGGUUUCUGGAUGCGAGGCGGAAGAGACGGAAUUUCAACAAGCAAGCCACAGAAAUUCUGAAUGAAUAUUUCUAUUCCCAUCUCAGCAACCCUUACCCCAGUGAGGAAGCCAAAGAGGAAUUAGCCAAGAAGUGUGGCAUCACAGUCUCCCAGGUAUCAAACUGGUUUGGAAAUAAGCGAAUCCGGUACAAGAAGAACAUAGGUAAAUUUCAAGAGGAAGCCAAUAUUUAUGCUGCCAAAACGGCUGUCACUGCCACCAAUGUGUCAGCCCAUGGAAGCCAAGCUAACUCGCCCUCCACUCCCAACUCAGCGGGUUCUUCCAGUUCUUUUAACAUGUCAAACUCUGGAGAUUUGUUCAUGAGCGUGCAGUCACUCAAUGGGGAUUCUUACCAAGGGGCCCAGGUUGGAGCCAACGUGCAAUCACAGGUGGAUACCCUUCGCCAUGUUAUCAGCCAGACAGGAGGAUACAGUGACGGACUCGCAGCCAGUCAGAUGUACAGUCCGCAGGGCAUCAGUGCUAAUGGAGGUUGGCAGGAUGCUACUACCCCUUCAUCAGUGACCUCCCCUACAGAAGGCCCUGGCAGUGUUCACUCUGACACCUCCAACUGAUCUCCCAGCAAUCGCAUCCCGGCUGACCCUGUGCCUCAGUUGGGGCAGGGGCAGGAGGGAGGGUUUCUCUCCCAACGCUGAAGCGGUCAGACUGGAGGUCGAAGCAAUCAGCAAACACAAUAAGAGUCUCCUUCUCUUCUCUUCUUUGGGAUGCUAUUUCAGCCAAUCUGGACACUUCUUUAUACUCUCUUCCCUUUUUUCUGGGUAGAAGCCACCCUCCCCUGCCUCCAGCUCUCAGACUGGUUUCUGUCGUCUUCCCUGGCCCUGUUCUCUGUUCUGCACUCCCAGGUUCCUGCCCUCUAUUAUAUCACUGAAGGAUAUUCUCAACAAUUAGAGGAAUUUAAAAAGAAAAAAAAAAACAAAUUACAAAGAAAACAAUAAAACGUAUUUGUAUGUUUUCACGCUGGUGGUUUGAGGAGCCAAAUUUACCUCACUCGGAGCCCUCAUCCCUAUGUUGACAGGCAAUCCUUCUGUCUCUUGUUACUCUCACUACCUCUUAGCAGGAAUAUACCACACUGCCCUACUCAUUCCAGGCCACUCUGUCUCUGUUUGCCCCUUCUUUCUGGGAACAAUCUGAUUUCUUCCUCUUCUUUCUGGUCCCAGGUAUUUGAUGGGGACGGCCAUAGCUGGGCACCUAAAGGUGCCACAUGUCCCAGUGUCGCUCCAUCAGGUUGAGUCCCAGGCAGGAAGACAGGCAGGAGGAGAGGGCACAAGGAACAGCAAGGGCAGGAUUCCUACCAGCUUUCUCGUCCUCUUAGAAACAGCUCUUGGUCUCAGAGGUCUGCAGAGACCAUUCAACACUUGGGCAGCAAUGUUCAGAACCUCACGUGAGUCGGGUCUGAGAGAGGUACCCUGAUGGGCACAUCUGUAAAGAGUGAAGGUGUCUCAUCCUGAAAGGCUUCACUGUCCCUUCCUAGACAUGGGCACACAUACAUACAUAACACACAGGUGGACACGUACAUGACCUAACACCUUUGCUUGGCCAGAUGCUACUCCCCUUCCAUCAGUGACCUCCCUAUGGAAGGCCCUGGCAGUGUCCACUCUGACACCUCCGACUGAUGGCCCAACAAUCUCAUCCUGUGCAAAUGCAUACAUUAGCAAUCCUAGCACUCUAGCUGGUGAGCCUGAGAGAGAAGCAAUAUGUGCCUAGGGCUUCUAGAACCCAUCAGCAUGCACUUACCACAGUGGGACCCACAGGACAUUAUGGGCAUGCAGGUCAGGUUUCCGGUGUAAACAGCUUUCAUUCUCAGCACCUCUGGAGCUCUCAGGGAGCCAUAUACAGGACUUACAAUGUCUAUGAUGGAUUUGGCUGCUUUUUCUGAGUUUUUAUUGUAUGAGCUUUCAAAGCAUUAUAGUGCACUGUGGUCUUGAUCCUGGCUUCUUCCUCUGGAGGAGAGAGUGGUAUCUUAUGUGGUUCAAGUGAACUUUCUACUAAUUAAUUUGAAGGCAUCAGAACCAUAGAGUAAGAGUGAUAGGUUUUGUUGGUGGUGAUGUUGUUGCUGUUGAAAUAAUCACAGUGAUCUAUAUACCAUGGGAUUCAAAGAAAAUACCAUUUACUAAAAAGGUUGUCUUGCUUUUGACUUGAGCUUAAAUUCCCCAGUCAUCUCUGCCAGCCAUGAAGAUGGUAGCCUUGCCAGUAGGUUAAGUGGCAUGUGGUCAGAUAUCUUUGGGGCCUCAUGCCUUUCAUCUAUAAAAUGGGAAUUAUUAUGCUUGGCUCACCAAGGGGCUUGUAAGAGGCCUAAGAAACUGGUUUUGUUUACAUUUAAUCUCUAGGUCUGAUGGUCAAGAAAGCAAUGACCCUGUGAUGAACUGUUUCAUGCCAGGUCAGAGAACCAUACUUGGUUUUCUUGUUCUAAUUUCUGCUUAUGAUCUUGAUGUCAUCACCAUAAUGACAAAGUGUUGUUUUAGAGGCUUUCUGCUCUGAUUUGGUUUUGGUCCAUUAGUCUUCUUAGGAUAGAGAAGAGAUUUGAAACCAGAGUAGAAUUGGUGUUAUUAGCUUCUACUUGAAUCCAAUAUGUGGCCUUGAAAGUCCUUGUCCCUAUCACGACUAUUCUAUUUCAAGAAGUACAAGAGCUUGAGGGCUAAGACACCGGCCCAUAAAGUCACUCACAUUCCACAUGGCCCCACAACGAUGUGUAGGAACAUCCUUCUUGUGUAUUGGGAGGAGUAGGGCAUGCAUCCUGGGAAACGGUUGAGGGCAGGAAUGUUUGAAGAUAAUGCAGAAAGUAAUUAUUUGACAAAUGAAAUUUUGUCUAGCUGAUCCAAGUCACUAGAAAGACGACCAACUAAACCGUGUAUUGCUCAGAUCAGGGUGCCUAGGAGGGACAUCAUCACAAGUCUAUAUGGUGAUGAGAACCAGUGAUCUUUGUCUUUGUGGCAGGAAUAUACUGAAAUCACUCAUACAAGCUUGGUUAGAUCACAUCAUUUAACAUGGAGCAAAUUAUAAGAGUUACUGAAAGGUUCUCUAGGAAGCAAGAACGACUCCAGAUCUGAACCUGAACACAGGAAGUGCCUGAGUGGAACAUGGGAAAGCAGCGAUGCCUUCACACAGACAGCUUCUCUCCAGGCAGUGGUAGCCCCACCCAGAACUUCACUAGGCCUCCUUUAGGUCCAACACUUAGCCCAUAGCCUACUCUCCUUGCCCACUGUCACCUCCAAAAUGGCAGCCCCCAGGUCUCUGUUGUCAAGCAAGGCUAGAGAAAGCUGGCAGCCUCAGGAUAGGAGUGGGAAGAGUGUGCCUCUAGAAAUUCAGCUCAACCUCUAAAAACCAUACCCCAGGAUUCCUUCAUAUUCUAAGUAUAAAUGAGAGUGCCCCCAUUUUCCACAGCAGCAGUUUUCUCCUGAGAAAUGGUAGUUGACCUUGGGUUUGUCACUGUGUGUUGCGUUUUACUGCCUCGUCCUCCUCUGCCCGCUGGAGUAGAAUGGACUCCUGGGCUGCAGUUCUGCCUCCUGGCACCUUCCUUCCAAUUCCUUCCCUGUGGCAGUGGUACUGUAUCGUUAUUAUUAUUAUUAUUAUUAUUAUUAUUAUUAUUAAUUUUUGGUUGCCUUUUCUCACACCUAUCUGCACCUCUUUCCUUCUCUCUUUAGUUUUCUGCCCAGAAAAACCUAACUUCGAUACCAAAAAAAGAUAAAACUACAGAAACUCAAAUUUAAAAAAAAAAACUUAGGAAAAAAAAAAGAAAAAAAAAGAACUCAACAAUUCUUUCAGCUUUAUUAACAUUUUCCAUCGUUUCUUGCGACUUGUGUCUUGUUCUUUGUAGUAUUGAUGAUGAACAUUUGAUAAUGAAUGUUCUUGUAUAUUCAGAUAAAGGAAAAAAAACCAAAAAGGCGGUCUGAAUUUAAUAGUGUUUAUAAUAAAAAUUUUAAAAAUGACCCUCAUAGCACGCAAAACAGGAAGGGGAAGUUUCCCUUCUUUCUGUGACGAUACACAUCACUCCUGCAUUAGUUUUUAACACCAAGCUACCUAUGUUCCUCAUCCCCCCCCCCAUUUUUCUUUUUCUUUUCUUGCAUUUGUGAAUUAGUUCAAGAAUGCUAGAAAAAGUGUCAAGUUGUGUACAUCCAUUUCUUCUUUCACAAUGUUUAAAAGUGACCGUAAUUCAUUUUGUAAGCUAAAAAAAAAAAGGAAAAAAAAUAAAAAAAAUAAGGUUGGAAUAGUGAACAUAAUAGGUACAACCUAACCCUUAUGUUUAUUAAUUUUGAGACCCAGAAAUAAAUUCUUUUCCUUUCUUUAUUCCUGCUCAUAAAAAUACAAAAAAAAAGUUUUGUUUUGUGUUAUUUUGGUUUUGUUUAUUUGAGGGGGGUGCUUUUCUUCACUGUCAGGGUUGUGGGUCUUGCUGGUUAUAUUCUUUAAAUAUGUAUACAAGGUGAUGUGAAAAGGGGUCCCUCAUAGGUGAGGCUGCUUCCUUGUUCUGCUUUGUUUCGGCCAAUGUAAAAAAACAGCGGUAAAGCCCAUGGUCACAUGCCUUUGCUUUCUUGCAUACCCAGGACAUGUGGCACCUCUGUAAUCCCCAAGAUAAGGAGGCAAGGACUUGCUUCCUUAAAAACUCACAGAGCCUGCCCAGGGGCUUUCUUAACACUAGAAAGGAAGACUUUUGCCUUCAUUGAUUCUUAAUGUCUUCCUCUCUCUCUCUGAUUAACGCCAACAGUCCAGAAGAAUGCUUCCAACAAAACAAGAAUUUUUCUCCUGGCAGGACUCCACAGGAGGUACUGCCCUGGUGGGUACCAUUACCAAGUAGAAUAGAUCCAGGAAGCAAGCCCCCUGGGCACAUCCGCUUAGGAUCCAGAAACCCCAGUUCUGGGUGAAGAGUUGGUGAGAUGAUGAGCCAGAGCCAAGGCAGGUUGAAUGCUAAGAAGCUGGUCUCUGAUUCACUGAUGGUGCACUAGUCACUAACCUCCGAUUAGGUUGACUGUUUAAAUUGCAAAGCAGGAUUCAUCAGUAUUAGUUAUAGGGCAAAAGAAAGCCACAUUGUUGGACAGACAUUCAGUUUUGGACAUCACGCAUACAAACAUUCAGGUGAUCAGGAAGCAGACAGAAUUCCAUCCAGAUACAUGAAGGAAAAAAAAAAAAAAAAACAACUCAUAGUUGUGGAACUAUGCUGUAGGAAACAUUCGCCCCUGGAGACAUCUGUGCUCUUGUUUCUGUCAUGAGAAACGAAAGCCAACCUUUUCACAUCACCUCUGUGGUUUCCAGCCGAGCUCAAAGCUUUCUGGAAACUUAUUUUUUUGUAAACUUUUUUUUUUGCCUUUUUGUUAAAAUAAAUAAAACAUUGAAUGUUUCCCCCUCUUUCUCUCUAUUAUGUCUUCCCAUUGGGAGUUUCAUUUUGAAGUGUUUUCCUUUGGUUGUUGGUUUUUAUCCGGCCCCCCUUCUCCCCUUAUUAUUGAGAGUAUAGCCCUGCAAAGCUCUGCUCUGGUUUGGUUUUGAAAGCUUAAGCUUUUCUGCUUCUUCGAGAGCACAGGCUUCUGUCCCCUUUGAUUCCAGCUGAACUUUUGUGUUCUCUAAUGAUACUAACACGAUGUAGGUUUUACAGUCUCCUAAUUUGUACUGGUAAUGCAGAUUCCAAAUAAAUAGUUUCUUUUGUUGCAAAAUAUA